This is a messenger RNA of Cariama cristata (Red-legged seriema), 869 nucleotides long. RefSeq names its product DNA mismatch repair protein Msh2-like. NCBI's taxonomy places the organism in Eukaryota, Metazoa, Chordata, Aves, Cariamiformes, Cariamidae. Gene Ontology annotation, cellular component: MutSalpha complex; nucleus. Gene Ontology annotation, molecular function: mismatched DNA binding; ATP-dependent DNA damage sensor activity; ATP binding. The transcript is spliced from 5 exons. The annotation marks the transcript as partial. Gene Ontology annotation, biological process: mitotic recombination; mismatch repair; somatic recombination of immunoglobulin genes involved in immune response. The record is from RefSeq and is a predicted model, not a curated record.
GAACUCAGAAGCUUGAGAGUGUUGUGCUUAGUAAAAUGAACUUUGAAUCUUUUGUGAGAGAUCUGCUUCUGGUUCGUCAUUACAGAGUUGAAGUUUACAAGAACAAAGCAGGGAGUAAAUCUAUCAAAGAAAAUGACUGGUAUUUAGCAUACAAGGGUUCUCCAGGAAAUCUUGCCCAAUUUGAGGAAGUUCUCUUUGCCAACAAUGAUAUGUCAACAGCCAUUGGGGUUGUGGGGGUUAAGCUGUCUACUGCUGAUGGACAAAGAGUAGUAGGAGUGGGCUAUGUCGACACUACACUGAGAAAAUUGAGUGUCUGUGAAUUUCCGGAUAAUGAUCAGUUCUCAAACCUUGAAGCUCUACUGGUUCAACUAGGACCGAAGGAGUGUGUGCUACCAGGAGGAGAGACUGCAGGAGAGAUGGGAAAACUACGACAAGUCGUUCAGAGGGGAGGAAUCCUGAUUACAGACAGGAAGAAGGCAGAUUUCACAACAAAAGAUAUUGUUCAGGAUCUCAAUCGGUUGUUAAAAUCAAAAAAAGAAGAACAAAUGAAUAGCGCAGCACUGCCAGAGAUGGAAAAGCAGGUUGCUGUUUCAUCUUUGUCGGCCAUUAUCAAGUUUUUAGAGUUGCUGUCAGAUGAGUCUAAUUUUGGACAAUUUGAACUGACUACUUUUGAUCUUAGUCAAUAUAUGGUUCUAGAUAAUGCAGCUGUGCAAGCCCUCAACCUUUUUCAGAGUUCUGUGGAAAAUGCUAAUACUGCACAGUCUCUGGCUGGUUUGCUAAAUAAAUGCAGGACCCCUCAAGGACAAAGACUAGUUAAUCAGUGGAUCAAACAACCACUUAUGGACAGGAACAGAAUUGAAGAAAGGUAA